UUGAAUCAUUGUGCUGUUGCCUAUGAAGGCGUGCGGUCGUUGCUCAAUUUCGGAAAAUAUUUCUGUGCUAGUGUGUGUGAAUGAUUUUUUUGGUUUUGGUUUGAUUGUACCCGGGAAUAUCUCGGUAAUUGUUCAUUGGACAUUGGAAGAAGAUGCUUCGCACGUAUUGAAAAUGUGUACAAAAGAAGAAAAUUCCUGUACAUAAUUUAACGUAUUCAUUGAUAUGAUUUUGUGAGUCAUUGUAUUCACUUAUUAUUUAUUAAACGAAAUUCUGAAACAGAUGAUAAAACACUAAUUAUGAUACACACUAUCUUCAAUAAUUAAAAACUUAAGAAAGUAAAAUUAAAAAAAAAUUACCACACUAGAUAAUACUAAGAGCAGCAAUAAAACGAUUGUUUUCACGUCGUUAAAUAAUAUAUUUAUAAGGGUAAUAAAAGUCAUAUAUUACCCGCCAGUCAUUACAAUAAAUUGACUACAAGAACACCAAUUAAGAACAAUAAAUAACCUGUUACGUAUGAACGUACCGCAGAAGGCCAUUAUUAUCCAAGAUCCACACUGAUGCCAAAAGAAAGGAAAAGCGGAAUCCAUAAAAGAAGAACCGACGUAAAUUCGAAAUGCAAAGUUAUAACGUCAUCAGCCAACGAAGAAUUUUACAGCAAAAGUAAUAAACUUCGUGGAAAUAAGGGUGAUUUUGAAGACGAUAAUAAUUUUGGAAUAGCAGAUAUAAUAUUGGUGUGUGAUCAUGUAACCUUUGGAAAGGUUAAAUAAGAAAUCAUUGAACAUUAAGAUACAGAUGUAAGUAAUGAGAGGUUUUUGGCUAGUUCGUGAUCGUGUAACCGAGUUAUGGCGUAAUAGAAAGUGAAACAGAUCUAAUAUAGCACCGAGUUUUGACAAAUCGUGUACGAAGAGGCUAAUCUCUCGAGAGUUGCGGUGAAUCUGGACAAAUGUACGAGACUGGUAGAGAUCGUGUCGUUCAACAUGACGCGUCGAAAAAUUGUGUUUUUAAAGUGGACUUUAGUAUUAUUAGUAGUUAUAUUUUGUCCGUCUGUGUGUCCACGGCCACAAGAUUCAUCUCCUUCAUUAGUUAUAAGCAGUUCUACUUCAAACAUUGACAAAGAUAAACCAACAGAAAAUCCUAUAAGGGAAUCCAGCCAGAAAAAUGAAGGUGAACCACAGAAGACAGAACAAAAAUCACCCGUUGUAGAUGUAACUCAAAAUUCAGGUCGAGAUGUCAAAACUAAGGCACCUGUUAUUCGAGAAUCUAUCAAAUUAGUAGCCAAUCAACUGUUAAAUAAACCAUCUAAUACCUCAGGUGGAUCAUCUGUUGUAGCUGAUGUAAGGGUUCCACCUAAAAUAAAAAACCAAGUGUCUAACAAGCAUACUGUAAAAACUAGAAAUGAGGAUGGAGAUGAACCCAUCGAAAAUGGUCAUGCAGGUAUUGCCGUCCCGGUCACAAUGGAAGAAUUAGAAAAAGAAAAUAAGAUUAGCGAGUCUUCCACUACGAAUGAAGGUAUUUCCACGUGGAUAUUGCUAAGUAAUCCAACAAACUUUACUGGAUCUACAGAACCUACAAAAGUUGAGGAUACUACUAAAAAACAGAAGAUAUCAACGCAGAAAAAUAAAACAAAACGUCCUCAAAAUAACAAAGUUCCGAUAGCUAAACGUCCUAUAAUUGGCAGUACUAAUAAAUCUGAUUUGGUUGCAGGUGGAUCAGCUAUAAAUGAAAACGUUUAUAAUAAAAUAAAAGAUACAGUAUUGUCAAAUGUUCAAAAGAACAAAGUAUCAACAACUCAACGUACUACCACUGUAAGCAGUACUGUUCCACCAACCACAACUGAAGUUUUAACAACAAAAAAAGAAGUAACAAAAGUUGCUAGUACAGUUUCGCCUGUCGUUAAAAUUACUUCUAAACCAACGAAAAAGAAAAACAAAAAUAAACACAAAGUAACCAGUACUACCCUUGCACCAGAGGAAAAUGAAUCAGCGUUGUUGCCCAUGGAACCCAAAGAACAAGAAAUUGAAUUGGAAAUUAGUACACCAGCCACGACUACAAAAAAGCCUAAAAGAAGUUCAACAAAAAAGAAAAACAAAACAAAGAAACGUAAAACUACUAAAAAGCCAGAAACUGAAACAGCUGUUUCGGAUAUCAAAACUACGAAUAAGACAAAAUCUACAAAACCAGCAAAAAAACCAACUAGUAUAACGGGACCAUUCACAACACAAAUCUAUAACUAUCUGUCACGAGAGGUUAUGCCUGUCGGAGUAGGAGUUAUAGGACUUGCUAGUUUAGUUGGACUAGCGAGUUAUUUCUUAUACCCAUUUUCCACACCAGUAAGAAGAAAUAUUGAUAUUGGAAAAAAAGAUAACUUAUUUGAAAAUAAUGCAGAAGAAUAUGCUAUUGAAGGAAAUGGUCAAGCUGAAGAGGAAAUGUUAGGAACUGUUCUCGCGGGUAUGCCGGCUCAUGCAAAGCACACAAUUAAUCCAUAUGCUGGUCAAACAGUAGCCCAUGGAAAUACUCGGUACACAACAGUUAAAAAAGAACAAGAUAUAAGAUAUCGUCAUGUUGCAGCAAAUCGUGAACCAAAUUAUAAUUAUCACUAUCCACAACAAAAAACUGGAAUAGCUCAUGGCGCAAUAUACUCAAAACCUAUCAACUACAAUCCACAUCAAUAUGAAACAAGAAAUAUUUAUACAACUGAAAGUAAAUAUGCAUAUGAUAAGGGAUCAAGUGCUUAUACUCCUUACCCGGCCGUCGAGCCAAUUUACGCAGCACCUCAAACUGGUCCGACUUCAGGUACUGGCUAUGGAAGUGAUACAUCAAGUUCUGUUGUAUAUGGUGUUAAACCAACUUCUGAUACUGAAUUCAGACCGGUGUACCCAUUUGAAGGACAAAUUUAUAGCGAAACAACUGUUAGUUCUGCUACAUAUCCUCCAACAUCUAUGUACUUGGGAUCAAAUAAUGACGCCGAAGAUACAGAAAACGAUAAAUACGAAGAAAAUGAGAGCAGCAAUGGCGAUGAAACUGAUAAUAAAUUUGUCGUAGGUAAUGUACCAAAAGAAUUAUCUGAAUCUGCCACACCAGCAGUAGUUCCGGAACAUGGUCCCAGAAAAUUAAGGAAGAAAAGACAAGCAGUGAAUAUGGGAAACGUAAAUUUUAGAGAAAGUAGUAUUGAGGAACUUUUGAAUGAUACUAAAAAUCGAAAAGACAUAUUUAUGAGUAACGAAAUUGAUGAUUCAUUUGGCUAUGUAAAGCAUAUCGCGUCGCUUACUAAUCAGAAUUCAGUAAAAGAUGAUGUGACAUCGCAACCGGAAUCUAAAGACGUAUUUACAGUAUAUGCAGAGCCAGCUAAUCCAUCCGUUGAUCAAAAGACAACAUCAACUGAUGUACCUAGUACAUACAGGAAUGAUAUAAUAGAAAGUGUGUCAACAUUGCCGAUAGAUACUCCAGUAAAAUCAACAACUGAUUCAGCUACGGCCAACGAAUUAGAAGUUACAACGAAAUCUUUUAGAGUUUACGAAGUUUUUUCGACUCAAGCUGAUGAGCAGAAUAGUCCAUUAAUCAAAGGUAAUACUGACACUCCGAUACAGGAAACAACAUCAAUAAAGAAUGUGAUGACUGAAACAACUACAGAGUUAAAAUCAGAAACGACUUCAACUAUUUCUCCAUCGCUUCCGUCUGUUUCUACAGUAAAUUAUAAAGAUGAUACUGACGUCAUAACGUAUCCACCUCCAAGACAAGAAAAUGGAUUCUUAUCUUUAUUGAGGCGCUUUCUUGAAUUCAAAUACAGACUUGGAAUGAGCAUACUCCAAACGACUUCAGACAAUUUGAAAAGGUACUUAGAAGACACAGUACACAAUGUAACGAAGGCGUCGUAGAACUUUCUCAAAUUAAGCUUAUAUGUUAAGAUACUCACCGAAAAUAUUUAAUUCUAUAAGAAUGAUAUUCCUUUUAUACGAUUUUUAUAUUACUUACAGCGCAUAUAAAGCUGUGGAUUGAAAAUAACAGGGAUAAUUAGGAUUUAGCAGCUGACUGAAAAAAAUUGGAGCUAUUUUAUAAUUUCAGAAUGUUAAUCUCGUUUCAAUGAGGAAAACCUACUGAAGUUAUAUUGUGAUAAAGUAUUUUUUUGGAAAAUCGACAGUUCACUACUAAUUAAGUGUUAAAUUCUGUUGCUGAUAUUAAUAAUUGUUAACAGAUUCCUAUAAAAUAAUCAUCAAAUAUAUGAAGCAUUUAUUUUAAGCAGAUUCGUUGUAAAUAUUAAAAUAAAAUAUCUUAUAAUAAAACAAUAAUAAUACA
Molecule: messenger RNA, 4294 nt
Organism: Plodia interpunctella (Indianmeal moth)
Lineage: Eukaryota; Metazoa; Arthropoda; Insecta; Lepidoptera; Pyralidae
Exons: 4
Coding region: 979-3876 (965 amino acids)
Source: RefSeq, a predicted model, not a curated record